UGUGAAGAACAGCUGAUUGCGGGGGGAAAACCAGUUUGGGGCGAAAAAUGUUAUUAACAAAAUGCGCUCAGAAUGUGAUUAAAAGCAACUUUCAAAAAGCUGCAAAUCUACUUGGGGGCCGUCGGAGUAAAUCUGGUUUGUUUCAAGCCGAAUCAACUGUCGAGAGCGGGGCCAGCAGGCGAGAUUGGGGCAAUCGCAAAGCCGAAUCGAAUUCAGCUAUCUAUACGACGACAACGAGAGCGGCAGCAGCAGCAACUGGUGGCGGUGUGGGGCUUUGCAGAUUCUACAGUACUCAAAAACAAUCGACAGGGAAAACACGUAAAAUGGUGGUCAAACUAAAUGAACAGGAACGUGCCGAGAAGCUGCAGCCCCUCCUGGACGCUGGCUGGACUUUGGUGGAUGGCCGCGAUGCCAUCUGCAAGCAGUUUGUCCUGAAGGACUUCAAUCAGGCGUUCAGUUUCAUGACAGGCGUGGCCCUGUUGGCCGAGAAAAUCAACCAUCAUCCGGAGUGGUUCAAUUGCUACAACAAAAUCAACGUCACUCUCUCCACCCACGACGUAGGCGGCUUGAGCUCCCAGGACAUUCGCAUGGCCAAUUACUUUGAGACGCAGGCCAAUUUGUUGAAAUAAGUAAUCUUUCUUGCAUGUAUUCUCUCUGGUAAUCCAAUAAAUAUUCAGCCCAAUGUGGACUUGCUAAA
Molecule: messenger RNA, 697 nt
Organism: Drosophila pseudoobscura
Lineage: Eukaryota; Metazoa; Arthropoda; Insecta; Diptera; Drosophilidae
Gene: Pcd
Product: pterin-4a-carbinolamine dehydratase
Exons: 3
Coding region: 48-629 (193 amino acids)
Biological process (GO): tetrahydrobiopterin biosynthetic process
Molecular function (GO): 4-alpha-hydroxytetrahydrobiopterin dehydratase activity
Source: RefSeq, a predicted model, not a curated record